GUUGGAUCAUGUUAUUUAGUCCGUUCAUUGAACCAGAAUCAGCUGAUUAAGCGCGCUUUACGUGUGUUUUCAUUCAAUGAUGGGGAGUUCUUUUAGACCAGCGGACUAUUUGUCGCAUAAUAUUCACCAUGUUUCUUCUCAACACGAUAAUAUGCAGAACACGCUUGGUAAACAUAGACGGAUGCGUUCAGAGGGGUCUGCCUGUAUCACCUCAUCUUUCUGUGAUCCUCUGAUCUCAAAUCAAACAGAUGCAGAUUGGAUGCCACAGUCUGCUGUCAGGAGGCGAAAGUUGCCGAAGUUCUGCCUGCCCAGCGAUUCUUCAAACCAUGUGGCCACCAACGCAUAUACACCACAACCGUCUUGGGAUCUAAAUUCGUCUGUUACAGACUUGCAGUCACUAACUGUUCCCAAAACAAAUCACUCUCCCUUGUGCGCACAUCGUCGAUCUGCUAGUUAUGGUGGAGAUUACUUUACGUUCGCAGCUCAUGAGAUUGGAGAGGCUGCUAGUAGGGCUGUAGAACAAGCAGAAGAGUUGGUUAUUCACCUUUGGAAAAAAGGGUGGAGAGUAGUUCAUCACCAUAGCUUACCACACUGGUUAAAAGACAACGAUUUUAUCCUCCGGGGUCACCGUCCGCAACUCCCAUCAUUUCGUGAAUGCUUCCGUUCUAUCUUCCGACUUCAUACGGAAACAGGAAAUAUUUGGACACAUCUCAUUGGUUUCGUUUGUUUUCUUAUCUUGAGUAUCUCAUUUCUAGUUCAUCCGGGUUUAAAUAUACAUUGGCAGGAGAAAAUGGUUGUUCAGGUAUUUUUUACAAGCGCCAUCCUUGCACUUGGUUUUUCAUGGUUGUUUCACACAGUUUAUUGCCAUUCAGAACGUGUUGGUAAAUUAUUCAACAAAUUGGACUAUGUUGGAAUAUCAUUACUUGUUAUCGGGUCAUUUAUCCCAUGGAUUCAUUAUUCUUUCUAUUGUUAUAAUUCAUUCAAACUUGUUUAUAUUUUGGCUGUGCUGAUACUUGGUGGAUUUUGCGCUUUUGUAUGCACGCAAGAUUAUUUUCUUAGCCCAACGUAUCGUGCAGCUAGAGCACUUUUGUUUAUUGCUCUUGGUCUGUCGGGAGUGGUUCCUUGUGUACAUUAUAUUCUAAUUGAAGAUCUUCAGGAGGGUGUUCAUUAUUCUGCACUUGGAUGGCUUAUUCUAAUGGCUGUACUAUAUAUAUCGGGAGCUACCAUUUAUGCACUACGUAUACCUGAGCGUCUUUAUCCUGGUAAAUUUGAUAUUUGGCGAAUAACAGCAGUUGUGGUGGAACAAUAUAAGUACAUAUGGAGAGGCAGCUUAAUGGUUACGGAGCUUGGCUUGUAGCCAUUAUGUCCCGAAUUCGAACAUUAGUCGAUCUAAUUCUGUUUGAACAAUUGAGUAGUAUCAUUAACCCUCAAAUCCAGAGUGUGGGUCAUAACUGAGUACCCGGUGAAAUUAAUUGUGAGUUCAUUAGAUAUCUAAGUUCUUUUAAUGUUGUUACAAACUAAAAUAAGUUUUAAUUAUUUGGAAAAGGAAAAAAGACAAAUGCAGCAAACUUAAAAAAAAGAUAUGGAGGGAUUGAAAACUGACUAAUUAUUAUGUAAAUAUUGUGUUCUACGUUCAGAGCCAUUUGUUGUACGUUUUUGUUCCUAUGUAAAAUGUAAACUAGGCCUGGUUUCAAAUCAUACCAAAUUUUUUGCAUCUUUUAAAUAUGUUGUUAGUUCCUAGCCACACCUAUUUACAGGCUGUAACACUAUGUCUAUGCGAAGUAACAUUUUAUGCAAAAGCAGCAAACUGUGAACUAUUUCCCUUGUAGUUAUCGAAUUGUUUUAUUUAUCACUAAAUCAACAUUGUUUCAUUGUUUUUGGCAAUAUUUAGGUUAGAGAUUUAUAAAUGUCUGUUAAACCUGGAGGUAGAUUUCUACUAUGAACUGGUAAUUUAAUCGUAAUUGAAGUUUGACAUAAGCGUUAUUGAAAUUCGACUCAAUAGUUUGAAGUUAUCUUGCUUACCAUGAGAAAAGUGAAUGCCUAAGGUUGAGUGCCGUGCAUAGUUGUGAAUGUGUACUACUUUAAAGGUGGUCCCAAAGUAGAACAAAACAUUUCCCUGGUUUUCAUUAGCUUUUGAUAGGUGAUGUUAGCUUAAAGUGGAAACUAUGUCGGAGUCCUUAGUAUUGGUUACUAAUUGUAACUUUAAGUAUUAGUUAAUAAUAUCGAUAAGACUAUGGCGUAUAUAGUGAAAUCUUAGUUGUUUCAUUUUUAGGUACGCACCGUGGCAGCCCGAAUAUACUUUUUUUGACAGUCUAAAUAUUUGCAAUGAGACGAUAGUAGUUGUUUUCUUUUGCGGUAUUGUGAGAUGUUUUAGCUAAAAGCUUUUUGCACUUAACUGUUAAGUUACCGACAUCAACAGUUUGGUGGAUAAUUUUAGUAAAUUUAUUUAAAUAGAGUAGUUCGAAUGUUUAAUAAUUGUGUUAGGAUUUACAUUAAACUUGGAUAGUUGGAGCACAUCUUACAUGCUCUAUAUUAACACCUCUAUUAUGGUAAACUUCGCUGUCCAGUGUGAUGUGACUGAAUGUAAAAAGUGUAAGCUAACCUAAAUAUGGAGUAGCACAUUUGUCUGUUGAAACCACUGAUUAUUCGUUUGACCUGUACAAAAAGAUGCAGUAUCACGUUUUACUGUACACUGUAUUUAGUUUCCAAAACGUGAUAUUAGUAAUUCCUUUGAAGUCACUACUUCAAAUAACAUUGUCGAAUAUAUAAUAAUAUGUGUUUGAUUCCAGUUACUCUAAAUUAACCCUUGUAAUGUAAAAGAGCAUAUAAAGUUUUAUUUUACUUCAUUGUUAAUUAUCUUCAUAUUCAAACAUGUCACUUCAAUUUCAUUAGAGCAAAUGAUAAAUAAAGCAAAGCACUUUAAUGUUUUGAUCAGAUUUUGUGUGGAUUAUUGUAGAGCUAUUGAGUUAUUCAGCCACAUUCCUUCGGAAUAGAUCUAUAGUUUCUAGACGGAUUAUGAAGUCGAAUAUGCAGCUCGUAAAUAAUGUAUGCAAGUUAUAUCUAUAGUAAUUAUUUCAAGAUAGUACGUUUCUUAACCUGGUCGGUGGCCUAUUAGAAUAUGAAUAGGGAAAUAUGGACAGGACUAUUUUAAACUUAGUCGGUAGAUUUUCCCAAUAAAUCGUUUAUUGUAAAGGAAUCUGUAAUAUCAAACUUUGAAAGUAUCUUAUCCUAGCCAAGAACUGUCAAGUUCAUUACUGAUUUUCUAUUGUGGAAAAUACUUUUAUCGUUUUGUAUAUUUCACCCGGUUGUAGCUAAUACCUUUUUGUGGUGGUUGGGAUUGGUUCUGAUGAUCCAAUAUAUCGAUUGGAAUAUAUGUUCCUUAAGGUUUUAACACGUCAGGGGUGUUGUUUAGAAGGUUAUAAGAACAAAAGCACUGAACCAGUGAUCAGAGGGCAAAAUCGCACUGUCGACUGUACAGAGAAUGAUGGGAGUAUGAUUUUUUCUUCAGACAACCUAUAUCUGCAAAGAUUCUGGGUUCUACAACAGUGGCGGGAGGUUAGAAAGAUUCGUUCCAAAUAUUAACAUCCCAAAUUACCCCGAAGACAACCGUUGUCUGUUUUAAGGCCUUCAAAGUAUGGGGUUGACACACCAAAAACUACUUACGAAACGGCUAUGCGUGACUGUCCUCAGUCAAUUGUCCCUUGGACAAUGGGGAUCACUCCUUACGUCUUAAAUGCCAUCGCUAAUCCAGUUUCCUGUUUAGAUCUCCGAAAAAGAAGAGUCUUAUGGUGUAAGUAACCGGGAGUGAUAAGUGUCCUCAUAUCUUUAACAGCAAAUUUGAUGACUGACUCUCAUAUAUACCCUUUUUCAACUUUUCUUAAUUAUAUUUUAGUAUUAUUCAUACUGUUGUUAUCAUCAUAGUAUCAUUUUUUUAAAAGUUUUAUUCUUCAAUGUUUCCCUUUAUAUUUUCAGUUCCAAAGUCAUCAAAUAUUUCAUGUAUUUGUUGUAUUGGCUGCCUUAGUACACUUGAAUGGUAUUAUGGAAAUUGCUCAGCAUCGAUUAAGCAAAGGCGGUUGCGAUAAUCAACUGUAAAUGUGCUAAAAUAUCCUCUCUGUUUAUCCAUUUCAUUUUUAUGAAUAUUCUUACUUUUCCAGGACAUUAUCUACCAUAUUACUACUGUGUUUGUUCAUGUAGGAUAUAAUAUAAUCAGGACUGUGUACAGAAAUGUAGAUUUGUAAUUGUUUUUGCCUCGAAUAUACUAAUCAAAUAUUCAAUCGUUUCUUUAGACUUUCUUAUAUUUUAUCGUGAAUUAUUUCAUUCCAAUGGCAUUUUCAGAAUAUAUCAAAUAAUUUAUUUCUUAUCUCUUUCUCUCCAUUUUUGACACACACACACACAUACAAUACCUAUGCCUAUUUAUUCUAACGUAACCAAUAAGUAUGUUUUGUUACUUAUUUAUGCAUAUGACUACGUGUUUGUAUACAGUUGUGCACGUAUGUAAAAAGCGUUGUUUUCUGUGUUUUUGUUUGCGGUUGUUUCUCGUUUUAGCAAGGAACAGGUCAUUGUUAUUAUUAUUAUUUUAGAAGGUAUUAGUUUAGUAUUUUGCCUUUUAUUUUCAAUAAAGAAUAAACUGUUU
Messenger RNA from Schistosoma guineensis, 4633 nucleotides. The record is from the annotation of a GenBank genome assembly. NCBI's taxonomy places the organism in Eukaryota, Metazoa, Platyhelminthes, Trematoda, Strigeidida, Schistosomatidae.